AUGCAACGCCUUCAUUGCUGGCUGGAUCAGCUAACGUUACGUCGUUCACGUCGUCGUGAAUCCCUAAAUCAACGGCGUAACGUCAGUCAGAGUGUGGCGCCUAGCUGUCGCCUCAAUCUCGAGUCAAAGAGCAAAAAACACACUGAACUGAGACCAGUGAACGUGCCCAUGGUCAUGAAUGCGAUUGGAGCUAUUGGUGCUGGCGGCGGUGGCGGCGGCAGUGCUCCGAUGAUGGCUAGGAAACCCGAGACGGGGUCAUUUGCCAGGCGACGGCUCGUGCAGUCUCCCAAAGUCACACCCAGUCGAUUAGUUACUAAACGCCAUGAUUACCCUAUAAAUUUCGAAUGCAUCGUCGUCGUUGAAAGCAGAAUGGGCAAUGUGAGUGGUCGAUUUGUGGACAAUUCAUUGAGCCUAGGGCUUUAUUCCGAGUCGAGUAGGGGAUUUUAA
Molecule: messenger RNA, 447 nt
Organism: Haemonchus placei
Lineage: Eukaryota; Metazoa; Nematoda; Chromadorea; Rhabditida; Trichostrongylidae
Source: the annotation of a GenBank genome assembly